Molecule: messenger RNA, 3429 nt
Organism: Chrysochloris asiatica (Cape golden mole)
Lineage: Eukaryota; Metazoa; Chordata; Mammalia; Afrosoricida; Chrysochloridae
Gene: PDE3A
Product: phosphodiesterase 3A, cGMP-inhibited
Exons: 16
Coding region: 1-3429 (1142 amino acids)
Biological process (GO): oocyte maturation; positive regulation of oocyte development
Cellular component (GO): cytosol
Molecular function (GO): 3',5'-cyclic-AMP phosphodiesterase activity
Source: RefSeq, a predicted model, not a curated record
AUGGCAGUGCCUCAAGAGGCUGUCCGAAUCUGGGACAAGCUCGGCCGCGGUGGGGUGAGUCAAGACCCCGCGGCGGGCCCAGACUGCCACCGUGAUGCUGGCCUGCCGUCUCCGCGGGACUCGGACUGCGGCGGCUGCUGGGGAGAUCUAGUGCUGCAGCCGCUCCGGCGCUCCCGGAAACUUUCCUCGGCUCUGUGCGCGGGCUCUCUGUCCUUUCUGUUGGCGCUGUUGGUGAGGCUGGUUCGCGGGGAGAUCGGCUGUGACCUGGAACAGAGCAUUGAGGUGGCGGCGGCUGAGGAAGCGGCCUCGGGAGCAGAAGGGGGCGUCUUCCCAGGGCCUCAGGGUGGUGCUCCCGGGGGCGGCGCGCCACUCAGCCCCUGGCUGCAGCCCUCGGCGUUGCUCUUCAGUCUCCUGUGUGCCUUCUUCUGGAUGGGCUUGUACCUCCUGCGCGCCGGGGUGCGCCUGCCUCUGGCCGUCGCGCUGCUAGCCGCCUGCUGCGGGGGGGAAGCGCUUGUCCAGAUUGGGCUGGGCGUCCGGGAGGAUCAUUUACUUUCGCUCCCCGCCGCGGGGGUGGUGCUCAGCUGUUUGGCCGCCGCGACAUGGCUGGUGCUGAAGCUGAGGCUGGGCGUCCUCAUGAUCGUCUUGACUAGUGUGGUCAGGACCGUGUCUCUCAUUUCCUUAGAGAGGUUCAAGGUCGCCUGGAGACCUUACCUGGCGUACUUGGCUGGCGUGCUGGGGAUUCUCCUGGCUAGGUGCGUGGAGCAAAUCUUGCCGCAGUCGACGGGGGCGGCCCCGAGAGAGCAUUUUGGGUCCCAGCUAAUUGCUGGGACCAAGGAAGAUAUUCCGGUGUUUAAGAGAAGGAGGCGGUCCAGCUCCGUGGUGUCCACCGAGAUGUCGGGCUGCAGCAGCAAGUCCCAUCGGAGGACCUCCCUACCCUGCAUACCGAGGGAACAGCUCAUGGGACAUUCUGAAUGGGACCAUAAGCGAGGGCCAAGAGGAUCCCAGUCUUCAGGAACCAGUAUUACUGUGGAUAUUGCCGUGAUGGGCGAAGCUCAUGGCCUCAUUACUGAUCUUCUGGCGGACCCUUCUCUACCCCCGAAUGUGUGCACGUCCUUGAGGGCAGUGAGCAACCUGCUUAACACACAACUCACCUUCCAGUCCAUUCACAAACCCAGAGUUAAUCCCGUGGUUUGCUUCAGUGAGAAUUACACCUGUUCAGAUUCAGAAGAAAGCUCUGAAAAAGACAAACUGACAAUACCCAAGCGCCUAAGAAGGAAUUUGCCCCCAGGACUACUUAGACGAGUUUCAUCUACUUGGACAACCACCACCUCAGCAACAGGUCUGCCCACUUUAGAGCCUGCACCAGUUCGGAGGGACCGAAGUGCCAGCAUCAAACUGCAUGAAGCACCUUUAUGCAGUGCUGUUAAUCCUGACACUUGGAAUAGCUCAGUUAUGAUGACCCUCACCAAAAGCAGAUCUUUCUCGUCUUCCUACGCUGUUUCUACAGCCAAUCACAUGAAGGCUAAAAAACAAAAUCGACCAGAUGCCCUUGCUAAGAUUUCACCGCUUUCUUCACCUUGCUCUUCACCUAUCCAAGGAACUCCUAUGAGCAGCCCUAUCAGCAAAAUUUCUGCAGUGCAAUUUCCUGAAUCUGCAGAAACAACUGCCAAACAAGGCCUAGGUUCACAUCGGCCCUUAACUUAUUAUACUCAGAGUGCCCCUGACCUAUCCCAUCAGAUCCUGACUCCAUCUGUCAUAUGUAGCAGCUGUGGCAGACCAUAUUCCCAAGGAAAUCCUGCAGAUGGGCCACUGGACAAAGGCAGUGCUACCAUUCGAACACCAAACAGAACAGAUGACACAGCUCAAGUUACCUCUGAUUAUGAAACCAAUAACAACAGUGACAGCAGUGAUAUCGUGCAGAAUGAAGAUGAGACUGAGUGCCCCAGAGAGCCACUGAGGAAAGUGUCGGCUUGCAGUGCCUACACCCCGGACACCAUGAUAUUCCUGGACAAGCCAGUUCUUGCUCCCGAACCUCUUGUCAUGGAUAACCUGGACCCAAUUAUGGAGCAGCUAAAUACUUGGAAUUUUCCAAUUUUUGACUUGAUGGAAAAGAUAGGAAGAAAAUGUGGCUGUAUUCUUAGCCAGGUAUCUUACAGACUUUUUGAAGACAUGGGCCUCUUUGAGGCAUUUAAAAUUCCUGUUAGGGAAUUUAUGAAUUACUUUCAUGCUUUGGAGAUUGGAUAUAGAGAUAUCCCUUAUCAUAACAGAAUCCAUGCCACUGACGUCUUACAUGCUGUUUGGUUUCUUACUACACAACCUAUUCCAGGACUCUCAACUGUGAUUAAUGAUCACGGGUCAGCGAGUGAUUCAGAUUCUGACAGUGGAUUUACACAUGGACAUAUGGGAUAUGUAUUCUCAAAAAUGUAUAGUGUCCUAGAUGAUAAAUACGGAUGCUUGUCUGGGAAUAUCCCUGCCUUAGAGUUGAUGGCAUUGUAUGUGGCUGCAGCCAUGCAUGAUUACGAUCACCCAGGAAGGACUAAUGCCUUUCUGGUUGCAACUAGUGCUCCUCAGGCGGUGCUAUAUAAUGAUCGCUCAGUUUUGGAGAAUCAUCAUGCAGCUGCUGCUUGGAAUCUUUUCAUGUCCCGGCCAGAGUAUAACUUCUUAGUUAACCUUGACCAUGUGGAAUUUAAGCAUUUCCGUUUCCUUGUCAUUGAAGCAAUUUUGGCUACUGACCUGAAGAAACACUUUGAUUUCGUAUCCAAAUUUAAUGCCAAGGUAAAUGAUGAUGUUGGAAUAGAUUGGACGAAUGAAAAUGAUCGUCUACUGGUUUGUCAAAUGUGUAUUAAGUUGGCUGAUAUCAAUGGACCAGCUAAGUGUAAGGAACUCCAUCUUCAGUGGACAGAGGGUAUUGUCAAUGAAUUUUAUGAACAGGGUGAUGAAGAAGCCAGCCUUGGACUGCCAAUAAGCCCCUUCAUGGACCGCUCUGCCCCUCAGCUGGCCAAUCUUCAAGAAUCCUUCAUCUCUCACAUUGUGGGUCCUCUGUGCAACUCCUAUGACUCAGCAGGACUAAUGCCAGGGAAGUGGGUAGAAGACAGUGAUGAGUCAGGAGAUACUGAUGACCCAGAGGAAGAGGAGGAAGAAGAAGUACCAACUGAGGAGGAAACCUGUGAGAAUAAUGAAUCUCCAAGAAAGAAAGCCUUCAAAAGGAGGAAAAUCUACUGCCAAAUAACUCAGCAUCUCCUGCAGAACCACAAAAUGUGGAAGAAGGUCAUCGAAGAAGAACAGCGGUUGGCAGGCAUAGAAAAGCAAUCCCUGGACCAGUCCCCUCAGCAGCAUUCCUCCGAACAGAUCCAGGCCAUCAGGGAAGAAGAUGAAGAGAAAGGGAAACAGAAAGCAGAGGAGAUCCCAACCCCAAAGCCAAACCAGUGA